Molecule: messenger RNA, 1311 nt
Organism: Purpureocillium lilacinum
Lineage: Eukaryota; Fungi; Ascomycota; Sordariomycetes; Hypocreales; Ophiocordycipitaceae
Biological process (GO): endoplasmic reticulum calcium ion homeostasis
Cellular component (GO): endoplasmic reticulum
Molecular function (GO): calcium ion binding
Source: RefSeq, a predicted model, not a curated record
AUGGCCGACCUUCUGAAGAACGUCUUUGGAGGCGGUAAGCCGGCGCAGCCCGCGGUCAAGAAGGCCGCCGACUCGGACUUCGCCGACUUCGCCGGAGCCCCCGAUCCCGCGCCCGAGUCCGUCCCGCACGCCACGCUCGCGGGCACCGCCGCCGGCCCCGCGGCGACGGGCGUCCCCUGGACCAAGUGGUACAACGUGCACGAGCGCCACUCCCUGUCCGAGUUCAAGGCCGAGGGUAUCAUCCUCGUCGUCGCCGGCCUCAUCUUCCUCUUCCACAUCUUUGGCGCCCGCGCCAACCGCUCCAAGGCCAGGGCCUGGAUCAGGGCCAAUGCCCGCGUCCUCAAGAGCGAGUUCGCCCUCGUGGGCUUCAGCGGCGUCCCCACCAUCGAUGCCCCUGAGCUCGACUCGGACGCCGACGCCCUGCUCAAGGAGAAGUCGCUCUUCGAGUUUGCGACGUACGCCACGGGCCGACAGAACGUGGCCUUCAUGGACGUCAAGCUCACCCUGAAGAAGCGCUUCAACCCCAUCCUGAGCACCGUCGAGACGGUUGGCUCCUUCUUCACCGACAUGUUCGCCGCGCCCGCCGACACCAUGGAGGCUUCCCUCUACCCCUUUGACGGCAAGGAGGGUCUCACCGUCCCGUCCGCUCCCGGCGCCGCCGAGGUGCGCGCCAAGGACUCCAAGAGCACCUACGAGGGUUUCGUCUUCGCCAUCGUCCACAAGGAGCGCAUGCAGCAGCUGCGCGACGAGCGCUACGACGUCUCCCUCACCGUCACCAAGGAUCACCCCAAGCUGCCCAACUACCUGAGCGUCAUGACGGAGAGCGCCGAGAUCACCGACACCCUCAUGACCACGGAGCUCGUCGCUGCCGUCGCCGCGGCCGGCGACCUGUUCGAGCACCUCAUCGUCAGCGACCAGCCUACCGAGAAGCCUAAGACGCUCGACGAGGCGGUCCCCCGCAAGCGCCUGUUCCUCAAGUACCGCCUGCCAUCGGACGGCAGCUACGGCGACCUGCUGCCCCUGUUCUCGUACUUCCUCCGCCUCCCCGACAUGCUGGUGCAGUCGGCGCAGUUCCGCCCCGAGGUCAUGAAGAAGGUGCGCGCCACGCGCGAAGCCAUGACGGCGCAGAUCAAGAAGGCGGUCGAGGAGGAGCGCAGCGAGGAGCGCCUGUACGAGAAGGAGAAGGCGCGCAAGGCCAAGCGCGACGCCGAGCUCAAGGGCCUGGAUGCCAAGGCGCAGAAGAAGUACCUGGAGAAGGAGAAGGAGAAGGAGCAGCGCCGGAACCAGAAGAAGAUGACGAUGCGCGGCUAA